GUUUGAGCUUGACAGAAGGCGCCUGAAUGCAGACGUUUUCCUUGGAGCAUUAUGGAGACCCAUUUUGUCUGAUGCAAUAUCGAUUUUUCUGUCGCCUGUGCUGUUUUCUGGGGUUUCUGACAUCAACUACUAUUCAACAGCAGACAAGAUUUCCAGUAACAUUCAGUUCCAGCCCGAAUGCUGAUCUCUGCCCUGCAUCCAGAAUUGGCCAAGAUGAUUUACCAGGCUAUGAUCUGAUUUCACAGUUCCAGCUUGAUAAAGCUGCUUCCAGAGGCAUUAUCCAGCGUGUGGUGGGUUCCACAACUUUACAAGUGGCUUACAAAUUAGGCACAAAUGUAGACUUCAGGAUUCCUACUAGAUCUUUGUAUCCAAAUGGAUUACCUGGUGAAUAUUCCAUUUUAACUACUUUUCGAAUGACUGGAAAUACACUUCAGAAAUACUGGAGCAUUUGGCAGGUUCUGGACUCUUCUGGAAAUGAACAAGUUGGAGUGAGGUUUAAUGGGCCAGCCAAAUCUGUUGAGUACUCAUAUAAAGGAACUGAUGGAAGUCUCCAGACUGCAACAUUUUUGGAUUUGCCAUAUCUAUUUGAUUCCCAAUGGCAUAAAGUUAUGGUUGGCAUAGAAAGGAGCUCUGUUGCUCUUUAUAUUGAUUGCACUUUGAUCCAGACUUUGCCCAUCACACCAAGAGGAAAGAUCAGCGUUGAUGGCUUUACCACACUUGGAAAACUGAAAAGUAAUCCUGAGAUUUCAGUUCCGUUUGAGAUCCAGUGGAUGCUGAUUCACUGUGAUCCUCAACGACCUCAGAGAGAAACGUGCGGUGAACUUACAGCCAGGAGCUCGAUAAGCCAGACAAUCAUCAAGAGAGGCCCCCCAGGAGCACAAGGACCCCCUGGCCCCCCAGGCCCACCUGGAGUUCCUGGCAUUGAUGGCAUAGAUGGAGACAGAGGACCUAAUGGACCACCAGGCCCUCCGGGUCCAGAUGGUGAGCCAGGUAAAACAGGGGUCCCUGGAUUGCCAGGAGUACCAGGAGCUGAUGGAUUGACAGGCCCUAAUGGAUCACCAGGGUCAGCUGGCCCAAAGGGACAAAAGGGUGAACCAGGGUUGCCUGGAGGUCGUGGACUUCCUGGAAAAGGGAUUCCUGGAUCUCGAGGGCCUCCUGGUAUAGCAGGACUUCCUGGAGAAGUGGGCAGAGUUGGGCCUUCUGGUGAUCCUGGAAGAAGAGGCCCUCCAGGAGUACCAGGACCUCCAGGACCUAGGGGAACAGUUGGACUUCAUGAUGGAGAUCCACUGUGUCCCAAUGCUUGUCUACCAGGCCGACCAGGACACGCUGGGCUAAUGGGCAUGAAGGGUCACAAGGGAGCAAAAGGAGAAUCUGGUGAACCAGGAAAACAAGGCCACAGGGGAGAAGAAGGUGAUCAAGGAGGAAUUGGUGAUGUUGGCACUCAAGGCCCUCCAGGAUCUCAAGGGUUAAGAGGUAUAACGGGCAUAAUGGGACCCCAAGGUGAUAAAGGUACUCGGGGUCUGGAUGGUGAUCCUGGUCCACAAGGUCUUCCUGGGGCUCCUGGUGAUCAAGGACAAAGAGGUGCCCUGGGAGAGAUGGGUCCCAAAGGAGAGAGAGGUCCUCAAGGUGUCAGAGGAAUUACUGGUCUCCCUGGGCCUAAAGGAGAACAUGGUUUACCUGGUGUCAAUGGCCGUGAUGGGAUCCCUGCCAUGCCAGGAUCGAAGGGUGAACCAGGAAAACCAGGCCCUCCGGGUGAUGUAGGACGUCAGGGGAUUCCAGGUUUACCUGGCACUCCUGGAGCAAAAGGUGUUUCUGGUGAAAAGGGUAAUGCAGGUGCUCCUGGUAUACCUGGCGUGAUGGGGAAUUCGGGUAAACCUGGAGAACAAGGACCCCAGGGUGGAGAAGGACCAAUUGGACCCAGAGGUCCACCUGGUAGCAGAGGUGAGCCAGGUCCAUCUGGUCCUCCGGGUCCACCAGGUAAAAUGGGUGCUGAUGGUGACCUCGGCCUCCCAGGUUUACCCGGACCACCAGGAUUGCCUGGUCCAAGAGGUGACAGGGGUUCAGUUGGUGAACCAGGGCCUAAAGGAGAGCAGGGUGCUGCUGGUGGAGAAGGAGAGUCUGGACAAAGAGGCGACCUUGGUGACAUGGGUUUGCCAGGCCCUAAAGGAUCUGCUGGGAAUCCUGGAGAACCUGGGUCACGUGGACCUGAAGGAAGUCGUGGUUUGCCUGGCAUGGAAGGAUUGCGGGGCCCACCUGGUCCCCGUGGUUUACAAGGUCAACAAGGUGCUCCAGGUCUGCCUGGUAGCCAGGGUCCAGCUGGCAGAGAGCCAACUGAUGCCCACAUUAAGCAGGUUUGCAUGAGAGUAAUGCAAGAACAACUGGCUCAAUUGGCUGCCAGCCUUCGGCGACCAGAAUUUGGUGCCCCAGGUCUCCCAGGACGCCCUGGACCACCUGGUUCCCCCGGACCUCCUGGAGAAAAUGGCUUCCCAGGCCAAAUGGGAUCCCGAGGUCUGCCUGGCCUUAAGGGGCCUCCUGGUGACAUUGGACUGAAAGGCCCCAAAGGUGAAACGGGUGAAAAGGGGGAGAGAGGACUCCCAGGUCGAGGACCCAAAGGCUUACCUGGAACAACAGGACUUCCAGGAGAGCCAGGCAAGGCCAGCUAUGGCACAGACGGACGAGAUGGCGACCGAGGCCCACCUGGAGCAGCUGGCCUACCUGGGGUUCCGGGUCCCCCUGGUCCUCCAGGUCCUCCUGGUUACUGUGAGCCAUCAGCCUGCACUAUGCAAGCUGGACUGAGAGAAGGCAAGAAUGUGAAAGGGCCAUGAGAAGUGCCAACAUUUAGGGAAUUCAUGGAAACAACAGACUAUCUGCACAUUCAUCUGGCAACAGAGAAAAAAAAAGAACAGAGGAGAAGCUUCCUGUAACAACACAGAGAAUCCUAUCAAAGACUUGACAGACUUAAAAUGCACUGGUUGUCACUUUCUUCAGCUUGUACAAACAGUACAUGGCAACCAGAUUUUUCUUCUUUAAUGGUGCUUACAAAGUGAUACCAGAUGGCUUUUUCUUAUUGUGGUGAGAGACAAUUGUCUAUUGACUUGUUCCCAAAUACUAAUCUUAACCUGUCAUCUAUUCAUAUUGUACUGUAAUACAGCAUCCAAGUGAAUGUCAUCAUUUGGUUAUGUUGUUUAAUAUCAUUUGUAAAGUUGCAUUUGUCUUUUUCCCACACAGAUGUUAAAGUUAGUUGCUCUUACCUGUCAGUGUGAUUUCAGUUGUACAGAAACAGCUGCCACAUAAAAACAGGAUGAGAAAACUGGGUAAAUGGGGGGACACUAGGUAAUAUAACAUGUAAAAGAACCUUUAUAUAUAGGGGGUUUCUGCUCCACACUGUACUGAAUUCUGUUUAACGUGUUAGCAUCAUCAGCGUUACCUUGUGGUCCAUCUGCCUGAAAUCAAAGAGGUCAAAAAGCCACUGGAAAGGGAAUUUUAAUCUUUGGUAACAUCUAAGAUUUAUAGAUGAGUUUAUUUAUUUAAAAGAUCUUGUGUCAUGUCUCUGGUUGUAUAAAAAUUGAAAUAAAUAACAUUUUAAAACCUUUU
Molecule: messenger RNA, 3594 nt
Organism: Sceloporus undulatus (fence lizard)
Lineage: Eukaryota; Metazoa; Chordata; Lepidosauria; Squamata; Phrynosomatidae
Gene: COL9A1
Product: collagen type IX alpha 1 chain
Exons: 38
Coding region: 27-2825 (932 amino acids)
Source: RefSeq, a predicted model, not a curated record